AUGUCUCAAUUGUGGCAGUACGUUGGCUCCCGCCAUAAGCUAUCAUUAGACAUUCCGGCUUGUAGCACCCCCAACGGCUCAGCACCGUCACAUUGCGAAGCAGAGAACAGCUCAGGUAUUGAUGGUGGAGAUGCUGUUGCGCCCACUGGCUUGUAA
This is a messenger RNA of Plasmopara halstedii, 156 nucleotides long. RefSeq lists its product as uncharacterized. The coding region runs from base 1 to 156 and encodes 51 amino acids. NCBI's taxonomy places the organism in Eukaryota, Oomycota, Peronosporomycetes, Peronosporales, Peronosporaceae. The transcript is spliced from 2 exons. The record is from RefSeq and is a predicted model, not a curated record.